Dermacentor albipictus is the source of this 2883-nucleotide messenger RNA. RefSeq lists its product as uncharacterized. The record is from RefSeq and is a predicted model, not a curated record. NCBI's taxonomy places the organism in Eukaryota, Metazoa, Arthropoda, Arachnida, Ixodida, Ixodidae.
GAGCUGUAUCAAAUACAUAAGUACGGAAAGGAUAGCUGCUAAAUGUUUAACGUUUACUGUAAAGCACGAGUUAUGUAACAUUGGCUGCGCGAGUCAACGGUGCGCGAAUGACUCAAGUUGACAAGUACUAUCAUCAUCAACGCCCGUCAAAUGCAAAACCAUAACAAAGACAGUUCGACAAAGCGAAUGCGUGUGUCUACUGGGUGGCCCACAGCGAAGGGCUGCCCAAUGGUGUGGGUGCGCAAGACAAAGCGAAGAAGCGUCGUUGUUUGGCCCGUGUGGUUGUCGCGCGGGCUGAUGCCGCCGCACCGAUGCCAUGCAGUGUAGCGCCGCUGCCGAGGCGCCGGAUGAGGAGAAGUUGCUUCGCACCCACGGAUUAUUAGGAUUCCGAGAUUUCUGCGCCAAGAAGGGCUCGGCCAGCCUGCGACAGCUCGACAAGCUCGCACUGGCCGGCUUGGCCCGGGAGUACGUCGAUUCAUCUCGUGCCAGGCAGGGCCCGCUGCAUAGCGCACGCUCACUGCGACGAUUUCAGGUUGGCCUCAACAAUUACUUACGGUCACUGUACGGUGGUGAUUUCGAUCUGGGCCGCGACCCAGCGUUCGCGCCACUGGCGGCUCCUUCUGCAUCGGGGGCAGCGAACGCGGGAGGAGCGAGCAGAAUGGGCCAGGCAGCGGACGCCGUGGUUAUCACAGCCGAAGACUUGACGAAGAUUGGACAGUAUUUUUGGCGCGUGAUAAACACCCCGCGCGGACUACAACAGAAGGUCUGGUUCGAUCUCAUGAUCCACCUUGGCUCGGAUGGCAUCGAGAACCAGCACGCUAUGCGCAAGGACUCUUUCGCGCUACUCAAGUCGCCGGCCGACGGGCGCCGACGGCUGCAGUGGAAAAUAGCAGGUGGAGCUUCGGUGCCUGACGACCCAGAGAAUCCGCUGUGCCCAGUGCGGACGUUUCAACUUUACCUGAGCAAGUUGAACGUGGCCUGUCCCGCGCUUUUCCAGCGGCCGCACGACGGCAUCACCAAAACGUCGCGCUUCUGGUUCCACAUGUUUCCCCUCAACAAUACCAUGCUGGCGCUCAUGAUGUAUGACAUCUCCAAGGACGCCGGCCUCAGUCGCGUCUACCCCAACUUCUGCACACAGGUGCUACCGGAGAAGGGGCGCUUCUACGAACUGGCGCGGCGCAGCCGCCCGUCCCUGGAGAGCGCCCGCAAGGAGCCCGGCUGCGCAUACAAGCUAUGUGCACAGUGCCUCACGCCCGUGCAGCUGGCAAGUGCUGGUCCCAAGGGAAUCCUUUGUUCAGUGCCCUGCUUGGAAGCCUUCAUGCGAGCAAAGGAGGCACGUCAGAAUGUGCGUGUCUCCUUCCGGGAUGGCACUCGUGUGCCUGCCUACACUCUGCCUAGUGGCCAGCCCCUCCAGGCACAGCCGCAGCCACAGCCCCGAGACGAGCUGGGCAAAAACCUCCCAGAAGAUGUCUACAGCUUCAUACAGGAAGUUGCGCGCAUCCAGGCCUUGGGUCACACAGUACGGACAGAUGGGCUGCCCAUGGUAUUCAAACAGGACGGCUCCAACACACAGGCUCGGUCGCUGCCCAUAGAGCUGCUACGGAUUGCCAUGGACGUGGGAAAGCCAACUAAACCUGGUAACGUUCAGCAGCAGCAGCCACAGCAACAACCACAACGAGUCGAAAUCAUCAAGCGUGUUCCAGCGACUACAGGGGAGCGGGUUUCUGCAAGGCCGGUGAUGCUGAGUGGUGGCCGCAAGGUGCUGCUGGUCCAGCGCAGGGAUCCUCCGCCCCCUGCACCGCAGCGCGGCUCGGCUGCGUGGCGUUGAAGGCAGCUUUCUCUUGUGAGCUACCAGCAUAAAAUGUGUCGUCGUGGGAGUGUGCAGCCCGCUGCCCUUUAGACACUGUCAAUCAUUUAAUGCAGAAGAUAGGACAUACGCAAAUGCGCGUCUCUCAUGUUUUAUUUUUAAAGAAUAUUUUUUCUUAUUUUAGAAUCAGAGAUGCAACAUCAACUAGCCUGAUCUUGCAAGUUCUUGAAGUAUCAUGCUGCACUGAUUUGCAGAAAUGUGCAGUGCUUCUCAAGAUAGUGGUAAAGUAGUUUAGUUUGUAUUCGGGACGUAAAAAAUCAUCAGUGUUUUACAAGUAGCAGUGCUCGGCAAGCUAAAGCUACCCUGGCAAAGCUUCAAAAACGUAACUGGCAGAAGACCUAUGUGGCUUGAUUAGCCACUUACAAAACAUUAAAGCACAAAUGAGACAUUUUGUACAGAAAAGGCUGCAGGCUACGCACUCCUGUCCUCAGAUAUCCUUUUGUGCUGAUGGUACUUGGUCUAUAACAAUGUCUAGUGAGCUGACGGAGGAAAUUUUCCAAAGGACAUUCCAGGCGUUACAUUGCAAUAUUGAAAGGGCCGGCAUUACUGGAACACUGUCUGAAUGUGCCUGCGCCAGUGCUUGGGACGCGGCAUGUUUGUGCCUACCGAGAAUUGAAGUGAGUAAUCUCCGCAUCAUUAACGAGGUCAUGAGCAUUGUUGAGCAGUUGUGACCCUACAUUAUCUAAGAAUCUCCUAGGUCAUUUGUAGCACUAUAAACAACUUUUCCACCAGCUGCAAGUUGGCUUCUGGUUGGAGUGUCCAUUGGACAAGUGGCAGACAUUGACGAGAUUAGUUGAUUGGCUGUGCGGCUAGUCUUGGCAGCCUAACUCGUGUUAUGAAAAACUGCUCUUUGUUGUGGAAGUUCAGCUAGGGGAACACAGCCGGCCCUUUUUUCCUCUCAUAGCACACUAGCUAGUGUUGUAGAUCAUGCAGUGUGUUCAUGGAAUUUGGUCCUGCAAGACUAUGGCCGCUGCUUGAGCCACUACAUACCCGCAUUCUGAGAGAAAAAAAACAAA